CCGUGCCGUGCUUGACGUGAUCGGAAAUCGGAAUGAAAUCGGGUGCCCUUACUCACCUGUCGUCUGGUGGGAGUGCAAAGCCCCCUCCCCCCUGGCUUCUGCAUCAUCGCCCGCCUCUUGAUUGAACGAGCCUGGCCGUCGUCUGGGUCUAGUCGUCAAGGUGAACCUGCUGACUUGCAGGGUCUCGCCGUCCAAGUCGCAAUCGCGGACUUUUCUAGUACUACCUCCAUGGCCUUCUCGCCCUCUCCAAGCGCCUAUAUAGUCGCCACCUCGGCACUGCCGACGAUCACAGCCAACACGACACUAGUUCACUCCCUCCUACGCUCUCAUCUCCAAGAAAAGAGCACGCUAGGCAGCUGACAACCUUGCGACGAUCUAGCUAGCAUUAGCAACAUGUGCGGCGGCGCGAUCCUCGCAGAGCUCAUACCCAGCGCGCCGGCGCGGCGCGUCGUCACGCCGGGCCACGCGAGCGGCGGCGGCGGCGGCGAUGACGACUUCGAGGCCGCGUUCCGGGACUUCGACGAGGACUCCGACGAAGGCGCGGUCAUGAAGGAGGAGCGUCAGAAGCGCAAGGCGUUCGGGUUCGCGGUCCCCGCGACCGCGCCCGGAACCCGGCGCAGGCGGCGGCCGCCCAGCAGCAGCCAGUACCACGGCGUCCGGCGCCGGCCGUGGGGCAAGUGGGCGGCCGAGGUGCGCGACCCCGUCAGGGGCGUCCGCGUCUGGCUCGGCACCUUCGCCACCGCCGAGGCCGCGGCGCGCGCCUACGACCACGCCGCGCGCGACCUCCGCGGCGCCAACGCCAAGCUCAACUUCCCGUCCAAGCGCCGCUCCGCUGCCGCCAAUGCGGGCCCGCGCGUCGUAGACCUCGUGGACGAGGACGACGGCGCUCUCGGCGCGCGCGCGCUGUCCGUCGAGAACGAGACCGAAGGCAGCGGCGGCGGCGGCGGCGCCGUGCCGGACUUCUCGUGGCAGGGCUUGUCCGCGACCGACGACAGCGCGGUGGUCGAGCUCGGCGGCGCCAAGAAGCGCGCCCGGACGGAGCCAGAGCCCCAAGAAGUGGCGCAGGCGCCGCCGUCUGAUGAUUCAGCCGACAUGCUGUUCGACGCUUUCAUGUUCGGCGACCAGUUCAGCUUGUUCAACGGCGGCGGCGUGUACGACGAGCCUGCCGCGACUGCGAUGGACGGCUUGUUGGGCGGCGACGCCGUGCUGUGCAACGACAGCGUGGGGCUCUGGAGCUUCGACGACAGCGUGUGUUAUUACUAGGCCGGCCGGCUUUCCUUCUUCUUCGUCGCCCUUGUUGUUUCCCUGUAAAAAUGGACUUUGGCUGUCUGGUUGACAACCAAAACCUCAUGCCAAAGGUUUCAGCGUGUCACAGUUUCUUCGAAAUGCAAAGCCGUUAUGACUUAUGAGAUCA
Sorghum bicolor (sorghum) is the source of this 1414-nucleotide messenger RNA. Its product is annotated as ethylene-responsive transcription factor 1. NCBI's taxonomy places the organism in Eukaryota, Viridiplantae, Streptophyta, Magnoliopsida, Poales, Poaceae. The coding region runs from base 394 to 1263 and encodes 289 amino acids. Gene Ontology annotation, biological process: ethylene-activated signaling pathway; regulation of DNA-templated transcription. The transcript has a single exon. The record is from RefSeq and is a predicted model, not a curated record. Gene Ontology annotation, molecular function: DNA binding; DNA-binding transcription factor activity.